Molecule: messenger RNA, 3040 nt
Organism: Myxocyprinus asiaticus (Chinese sucker)
Lineage: Eukaryota; Metazoa; Chordata; Actinopteri; Cypriniformes; Catostomidae
Product: methionine synthase reductase-like
Exons: 15
Coding region: 424-2505 (693 amino acids)
Biological process (GO): homocysteine metabolic process
Cellular component (GO): cytosol
Molecular function (GO): flavin adenine dinucleotide binding; [methionine synthase] reductase (NADPH) activity; FMN binding
Source: RefSeq, a predicted model, not a curated record
AAGAUAGACCCAACGCAACGAAAACUACAGACUGUGGCGGUCUCGAGACCCGUUUUUAAAGCUGAAGUUCUUUUUACUUGAACUUUUAACUUUUGAAAUUCAAACUGAAAAAUAAUAACAAAUAUAAACGUCUGUCUAGCGCGUGUUUAAAUAGAGUAACUAUUGGAAUACAGCGUAGACGGACACAGAAACGGCCCCUCAGUAGCGCGUGUACAGCCGUAGAUGUAUAUUCCAUACGGAUUGACUAAUGCGAGUAGGUUUCUCAUUCUCAGUAUAUGUUUUUAUUUAUAGAUUUGUUAUUUUUUGCAGAAGGCCAUAUGACGCGUAUCCCGGUAGUACUUGCUCCUGAAAGCAUGCCACCUUGGAUUUCAGUAUGUUUUACAGCAGAAGCGGGUUUCAUUGGCAAAAUCACGCAUUCAUAAUAUGCCGUGUGAAGUGGUAGCUCGGUUCUUGAUACUGUACGGAUCUCAGCGCGGUCAGGCUCAAUCCAUAGCUGAAGAGAUUUGUGAACAAGCAGCUGAGAAUGGACUUACAGCUGACAUCAGUUGUCUGAGUAACGUGGAAAAGUACAACGUGCAAAACGAAACUCGCCCAGUUGUUUUUGUGGUUUCCACAACCGGUGAUGGUGAUCCUCCAGAUACAGCUCAGAAGUUUGUGAAGAAGAUCAAGAAUAAAUCUCUGCCGCGUGACCACCUCUCCCAUCUGCAUUAUGCACUCUUAGCUUUGGGAGACACAAACUAUGCAAAUUUCUGCAACUGUGGAAAGACUAUUGACAGCCGUCUGCAGCAACUUGGUGCAAAACAUUUUUAUGCAACUGGGCAUGCGGAUGAUGGAACUGGACUUGAAGUAGUGGUGGAUCCUUGGAUUGAAGGCCUCUGGGAAGCUCUGAAGAAGAUAUUGGCCAGUAUGUCGACUGUAGAUCAGCAGGCUGCUACCAGCAGUGACUGUACUCAGGACAGUUUUCCAAAACAUGACUCCACCCAGGAAAGGAACAUGUCAGAUCUAGCGGUCGAUCUUCAUCUUUUAAAGCUUAGUGAAGUGGAAAAAGAAAAGGCAGCUAGGUCUGACAGCAGUGAUGCAGAAACUCAGUCUACCACUUUGGCUGCUUCUCUGAAGCAUUCUGUACCACCAUUGUCACAGUCUGUUCUUAAUGUUCCUGCACUGCCACCUACAUAUUUGGAGGUCCUUUUGGAGCAGGUGUCAACUGAAGGGGAAACAGUCCCUGCUGAUAAAGAAGGAUAUUGUGAAGUGCCUGUUUCAAAAGCAGUUCAGUUAACUCGAGGUGAUGUGGUGAAAACUGCCAUCUUACUGGAGCUCGAUAUCUCAGAUCAGGACAUGGCUUAUCAGCCUGGGGACUCCUUUGAUGUUCUCUGCCCAAAUAGAGAAAAUGAAGUUGAAGAGCUGCUUGUGAGACUAGGGCUGCAAAUGCAAAAGAAUAAUGCUGUUCAGCUCCUCCUACUUAAAAACACCACAGCAAAAGUUCCACUUCACAUCCCACAGAACACUUCUUUGCAGUUUAUUCUCACCUGGUGUUUGGAGAUAAGGAGUGUUCCAAAAAAGGCGUUUGUGCGGUCGUUGGCAAACUGCACUCAGAACAGUUCAGAGAAAAGAAGACUUCUGGAGCUCUGUAGCAAAGAAGGCUCAGCAGACUACAACUGCUUUGUUAGGAAUGCCAAUGUGUGUGUGCUGGAUCUCCUCCGGGCCUUUCCUUCCUGCCUACCUCCUCUCAGCCUCCUUUUUGAACAAUUACCAAAGCUUCAGCCCAGAGCCUAUUCUGCUGCCAGCUCCAGCCUUCAACACCCUGGGAAAGUUAAUUUCAUGUUCAAUGUUGUGGAGUUCCCUGCGUGUCCGGAGCAUCCAGCGAGGACAGGGUUGUGCACAGGCUGGUUGGCUGAUCAUGUCUCCACAAUCUUGCUGCCCCUCGAGACGAAACUGGCUUCAGAGUGUCUUGGCACAUCAGCCCAGCCGAAGGUAUAUGUGAGGCCUCAUCCCAGCAGCAUCUUCCACUUGCCUGCCGACCCCUCUCUUCCCAUAGUGAUGGUGGGACCUGGGACAGGCGUAGCACCCUUUAUUGGCUUUCUCCAGCAAAGAGAGAAGGAGCGGGAGGAAAACAAAGAAACCACUUUUGGAGAGACAUGGCUCUUUUUUGGCUGCCGCCACAAAGACAAAGACUUUCUUUUCAGAGAUGAGUUGGAGAAUUUUGUGCAUAAUGGAACCCUGAGCCAUCUGAUUGUGUGCUUCUCCCGAGAUGAGCCUGAUGCUGUUAACAGACCAAGAUAUGUCCAGCAUAAUUUGCUGCUUCAUGCUAAAAAUGUUGCCAGAAUCCUCCUUAAAGACAAAGGCUGUCUUUACGUAUGUGGGGAUGGAAAGAACAUGGCAAAGGAUGUGAAUGACACUCUACUGGAGAUCAUAGGGAAUGAACUUCAGCUGGAUAAACUGGAAUGUAUGAAGACAGUAGCAGGACUUCGUGAGGAGAAGCGAUAUCUACAGGACAUCUGGAGCUGAGAGCACGCACGCGCACACACACACACAAAGAGCAUCAUUUUCACAGACACAGAUGUGCCAGCUACUUUUCUGCCGUUUGAUUUAAGAUGUGCACCACAGGUGCCAUUGAGUGAUAGCUGAACUCAUUAUCUAACAGCUUUUCAACAAAAAAAAAAAUUAAAAGGUCUCGAGGGUAUUCACAUUCUUUCAAGUAUUUUAAAGGCUUUUAGAGAAUUAUCUGAGUGUACUGUCAAACGCACUGAGAUUAGCUGUGUUUAGUCAAAGCGUUUUAUCUGCCUAUUAUGCGAUUAUUAAAUGGAGCCCCACGUCACCAUUUCAUUAUUUGAGAGACUUUUUAGUAUGUUUCAAAUACAGUUUUCAGGUAAAAAAAGAAAAAAGUAAAAUAUGCAUAUUAAUGCAUAAAACUCGUAAGGCAGAAGACGGUUUACCAAACUGCACAGUCUGAAGCACUGCCUGCUAGAUACAAGAAACAGAAACAUGACAGACUGGAUGAGAAAACUGUCAGAAGCUGCCAAAUUAAAGAUUAUCUUCAGCA